ACAAAGGGCGGAGGCAGGGAAGCUGACCGGCCGCGGGUUCUGUUUAGCCCUCCCUCUUUUCCCGGGUCGCUGACUGAGCGGGUGGCCUGCUCGAAAUAAGGGCCCAGAUGGCCGGGGAGCAAGGAGGAAGCUCGGGCUCGUCUCCCGCCGCGACGCCAAUAGCCGGUUCCGGCACGGCGGGAGAAGAGGACGGCGGCUACGACAGCAAGUGCGUUUUCUGCCGAAUCACUCACGGGGUGGAGACGGGCACUGAGCUGCUGCCUUGCGAGUAUGAAGAUUUGGUAUGCUUCCGAGAUAUCAGACCAGGAGCGCCUCAUCAUUAUUUAGUGGUACCAAAGAACCACAUUGGAAAUUGCAAGACUCUUAAGAGUGAGCAUAUACCAUUAUUGGAAAGAAUGAUAGCAGUUGGAAGAGCUAUCCUUCAGUGGAGUAAGUGCACUGACUUGGACGAUAUAAGGAUGGGCUUUCACUGGCCUCCUUUCUGCUCCAUAUCUCACUUGCACCUUCAUGUCUUGGCUCCAGCUAGUCACCUGGGAUUCUUGUCCCGGAUGAUAUACCGAAUCAAUUCCUAUUGGUUUAUCACAGCUGAGCAGCUGAUGGAACGUCUGAAAGCUGAAAGCACUACAAGUUGAGGGGAACCUACCUCUGAACUGUACCAUUUUUCUGACCUUUGAAUACUGAUUAAAGGAUUGGAUGUAGUUGAUAACAUGCUAGACUUUUUAAAACAACUACUGAAUUUGCUGCUAUAUAGUGUUUGAACUAGUUGUUAGCAAACACUAUACGUUAAAUUUCUCAGGCAAAUAUCUGAAUGCAAGAACGUAUAAGAUCACAAAUACCUAUCUGUUCAAAUGCAAAGAACCCUUGAAACUUAUGAGAUGCCAUUAAAAUUUAAUAACUGUA
This is a messenger RNA of Pantherophis guttatus, 900 nucleotides long. It is a transcript of the gene HINT3, whose product is annotated as histidine triad nucleotide binding protein 3. Gene Ontology annotation, molecular function: catalytic activity. NCBI's taxonomy places the organism in Eukaryota, Metazoa, Chordata, Lepidosauria, Squamata, Colubridae. The record is from RefSeq and is a predicted model, not a curated record.